AUGCUUUUGUCCGAUCCAGAAUGUGCAACACUGACUCAAAUGUUACUCUCUGGUGUUCGACUCGAUGGACGAACAUUAAAAGAAUAUCGCGAAAUUAACUUUCGCUUUCCAAGCGGCCACCCAUGUGGUGGCUGUUGUAUUGUUAACAUUGGGUCAACUUCGGUACUUGCCAAGGUUUCAGCAGAAAUUGUUGAACCAAAACAUUAUAGACCUGCCCAAGGCGUUGUUUUCGUUAACUUUGAUGCUUCAAUAGUUUCAUUUUUGGAAGGUAAGCGCAAGGGUCGGAGUCGUGACGAUGAAGGCCGCCGUCUGUCUUCCGUCCUCCAAAUAUGCUUCCGAGAUUGUAUUGACGUUGACGCACUCUGUAUCGUUGCGUGGGAGAGGGUAUUCGCCAUUCGCAUUGACCUAAGAGCUCUUUCCUUCGAUGGUAAUUUGGGUGACUGUGGGGCGCUCGCUGCAGUUGCUGCUUUGGCCUCAUUUCGAAGACCGGACGUCGUCGUUGACACUGAGAUGAAGCGUCGACCGCCAGUGCGACUGAACAUGCGUAGAAUCCCGGUCCUCGUAACCCUUGGCCUGGCCUCGGACACCAAGAUCAUUCUCCAGGACCCUACGCAGCGGGAAGAAUCGAUAAUGACCGGUGGUCGUGUGAUGGUCGGUCUCACUGGACAUGGUGAACUGUGUUGUGUCCACACAUCGGGUCUGACAACGCCUAUCCGACCCGAGAGUCUGUCCAGGUGCAUUGUUUUGGCUAAUGCACGCGCAAAAUCACUAGUUGCUCUCCUACACCGAGUCAUCGAUGCUUUCGAACGCAAAUAUGUGGAAACGACUGCUGCGCGAUCCAGUGACCUUGACGUAGCCAAUCGCGACCUCUCGGACUUGAACCUCACUGCAAGCUCUACUUACUUCUUACCAGGCGGGAAGAACGCGCCUGAAGGAUUAGCCCAUGUUGAAGAGGGCGAAUUAAUGUCUGGAGAAGACGAUGACUUCGACAUGGAGGUAUGUUCCACCGAAAAAUCAUCGGAGGGAGAGGUGGUUGAUAAUCCUUUGUCAAGAGACCCGUAUGGGGUUAUUGAAGUCUCGAGUCUACUUGCGCAUCAAGAAAGGCCGGUGGGGAGCGUAGAUGAUAACAACGGCGAUCUGGGCUUUCAGUCGAUCGAAUCAGACUCUGCGGCCCUUACGCGUUCACUUCUACCACACAGAGGAAUUAAAAGAAUCACUAAGGGGAGUAAGAAGAGAGAAGUUUUGGAUGAAGAGGAAGAGGAGGGAACUGAUGUUGUACAAUUGUAUUAA
Mesocestoides corti is the source of this 1290-nucleotide messenger RNA. NCBI's taxonomy places the organism in Eukaryota, Metazoa, Platyhelminthes, Cestoda, Cyclophyllidea, Mesocestoididae. The record is from the annotation of a GenBank genome assembly.